Condylostylus longicornis is the source of this 1820-nucleotide messenger RNA. Its product is annotated as protein FAM76A. Bases 160 to 1434 code for a protein of 424 amino acids. The transcript has 2 exons. The record is from RefSeq and is a predicted model, not a curated record. Lineage: Eukaryota; Metazoa; Arthropoda; Insecta; Diptera; Dolichopodidae.
AUAUUCGCCUUGUUAAACGCAAAAAAAAAGAAGUCUUCAUUUGAAGUGAAAAAUAUUAAUUUUAUUUCAAAAAAUAAUUAGUUCUGUUUCAAAGAUUAGUUACCUUUAAUUAUUUACGAGUUGUUUCUAAGAUAUUUGAAAUAAAUCAAGUACAGAGUUAUGAGUACAAAAGUAUUAUUUGCUUGUUCAAAAUGUUUUUCACGUCAUCCAUUUGAGGAACUUUCUGCUGGUCAGCAACUUUGUAAAGAUUGUCGAGGAAGUUACCCGAUUGUUAAAUGCACGUAUUGUCGAACUGAAUUUCAACAAAUUAGUAGAAGUAGUACAUCAGCUAUUUGUAAAAGAUGUGAGCAAAAUAUAAAACAGCAUGGUAAGCCAUCUGCUUGUGAAUUAUGCAAUAUCAUUGCAGCUUUUAUUGGGAACAAAUGUCAGAGAUGUGCUAGUUCUGAAGCUAAAUACGGUCCAGCAGUUGCAUGCGAUCAAUGCAAGCAAAGAUGUGCCUUUGAUAGGCGAGAUGAAAAUAAAAAGAUUGAUGGUAAAUUAUUAUGUUGGCUGUGUACUUGUUCAUAUAAGAGGGCUUUAGCCAAGGCCCGUCAAGUUGAAAGAGAUAGUCGUUUAAGUACAAAGAAGCGUCCUCAUCCAGAAAAAGAAAGAACUAAAGAAAAUUCAUCAACAAAAAAGCUUCAUCGUGAUAUAGCAAAGCAAUCUUCAAACAAGGUUGAAGUACCGGAAAAAUCUGCAAGUAGCAGACCAGUUGUAAAUAAUACUAAUACUUUUGCAGCAGCAGUUACAAUUGAUCCAAACAGUUCAGAUCAUGUAGUAGCAAUGACAACACUAAAAGAGCAAAUUGCAAGUUUGCAGCGUAGGCUUAAUCAAAAAGAUAAAGAGUUAUUGGAAAAAGAUAAACUGAUAACAGAGUUGAAAGGAAAAAAUUUCGAUAAGGAAAAUGAAAUGCGUAACAAAAUGAAGGAUAUGGAGAGAUUAUACGAAUUAAAAGUUGAUUUGUUAAAUAAAAAAGUAGCAUCAUUAUUGAAAGAAGUGGCGACGUUAUCAAAACAAAAUACAAAUAAAAAGAAUGGUUCAACUGUAUUAAAAUCAGAAGUUAAGAAGGAAAAAGAGAAAAAGGAAAGCGAGAAAGAAAAGGACAGGGACAGAGAAAUAGAAAUUGAAAUGGAAAAAGAUAAAAUCGAUGAUAGCGAUAAAGAAGAAGAAAAAGAUGAAAAAAUUAUUAAGGAUGAAAAAUCUGAUAAGGAUGAUAAUGAGGAUGAAAAUGAUAGAAGUGACAGCGAAAAGAAUGAUAAAUCUUAUAAGGAAGAAGAUGAAAGAAAAGAAGAUAGUACGAACGAAGAGCAGAAUGAAAAAAAUGGAAAGGAUGAGAAAAAUGAUAAUUCUAGCGAAGAUUCGAGCUCAAGAUCAGGAAGUCCAGCUAGCAAUUAGUUAAAAAUUUUAGCAUUGUACUCAUUAAUUGAAUCUUUUUAAAUUUCAUAUCAUGUGGCAGUUUUAAUUAGAUUUUAAGUAUUUAAUUAUAACAUUAAAAUUGUGCUGUUUAUACGAUACGAUACUAUGUUAUACUCUUGAAAGACGUCGAUAAUUUCUUAAAAAUUUUUGUUGCCACUAAGCUUAACUUUUUUUUAUAUUUUAUUUUCAUAAUGCAGGAAUGCAAUUUAGUUUUAUUCGCUUAAUUUUUAGUUAACUGAAAAAAAUUUAUAUAAUUUUUAGUUUUCUAAAAUAAUCUUUAAUUAAAGAAAAUGUGAACAUUUUAUAAAAAGAAAAUAAAAAUGAUAUAAUAAAAAUAAUUUCCUUUGAGUACAAUUUAAAAAAAU